AAGAAGAAGAAGAAGAAGAAGAAGAAGAUGAUGAUGAUGAAGAUGAUCACCGGUUAUAGUUUAACGACUCAUAACGAGUUCAGCCGAUCCAAUCGUUAGCGAUCGGCUGCUAGGGUAAAAAAAAGAAAAACAAAUAUAUUCAUAUAUUGAGUUUCAACGGACUCGUUUCUUUGAGCUUAAUUUAACUUGUUUCCAGACCAUUUCAGCACGUUAAAGAGUUGUACGGACUUCUCAAAAUGGACAGUGAAAUGUCUGACACAGACCUAUUACCUGGGCGUGAGAGUAGUAGCAUCGAGGGAGAGAAUGCACCACUCUACUGUAUCUGCAGAAAACCGGACAUCAACUGUUUUAUGAUUGGCUGUGAUAAUUGCAAUGAAUGGUUUCAUGGUCACUGCAUUAAUGUCACUGAGAAGAUGGCCAAGGCAAUCCGGGAGUGGUACUGCAUGCGAUGUAGAGGUCAAAACGCUUCAUUGGAAAUAAAGUACCGCUCAAAGAAGAACAGAGAAAAGGAUUCUGAGUCAGAAAGAACUGAAAAACAAUACAGCAACUCUAGUACUCCAGAAUAUAGAAGUGAGAGGCGGCGUGGAUCAAAGGUAAAACGCUCUGUCCGCAUGUGUGGGGAAUGUGAGCCCUGCAGAAGAACUGAGGACUGUGCUCAGUGUGACUUCUGCAUGGACAUGAAGAAGUUUGGAGGCCCCAACAAAAUAAGGCAGAAGUGCAGAUUUAGGCAGUGUGAAGUUCGGGCCAGGAAAAUGCUGCGUGUGAAAGAUGAGGAGUUCUCCUUGCAAGACAGGCGAGAGAAUUCCCACCACAAGCGGAGACGAUACUCUGAUGACUAUGACAGUGAGGCAGAGCUGUACCAGCAAUACAAAGCAGCUGGAUAUGACGAUGCCAUGCCGUGGCUCAGCGAUGAGGAUGAUGAGCCUCCAUUCAGUCCUGUCAUGCGAAAGAAAGCUGUGAAGGUGAAACAUGUCAAGAGACGAGAGAAGAAGUUCGACAAGAAAAAGGAGUCCCGACGCCACAAACAAAAGCAGAAACACAAGGAUAAAACCAGACACAGCAGUCGAGGGGAUGGUGGUGAUAGUGGAGGUUUGCGUCAGUGUCUAGGGCCCAGCUGUGUGGAGGCAGCACGUCCCAACUCCAAAUACUGCUCUGAGGACUGUGGCAUGAAGUUGGCUGCCAAUCGAAUUUAUGAGAUUCUCCCCCAGCGUAUCCAGCAGUGGCAGCAGAGUCCCUGCGUUGCUGAGGAGCAGGGUAAAAAACAGCUGGAGCGCAUCAGGCGUGAUCAGCAGAAUGCUCGCCUGCGUCUAACAGAGAUGGAGCGGCGCUUCCAUGAGCUGGAGGGCAUCAUCGCCAAAGGCAAGCAGCAGGUGGUUCAGCAGGAUGAAGAGGUGAAUGAAGGAGACAAUGAUGACACAGACUUGCAGAUUUUCUGUGUGUCUUGUAGUCACCCCAUCAACCCAAAGGUUGCACUGAGACAUAUGGAACGAUGUUAUGCCAAGUAUGAGAGUCAGACCUCAUUCGGUUCCAUGUUCCCUACAAGAAUAGAAGGAGCAACUAGACUCUUCUGUGAUGUAUAUAAUCCUCAGAGCAAAACUUACUGCAAGAGGCUUCAGGUUUUGUGUCCGGAGCAUUCCAGGGACCCCAAGGUUUCUGCUGAUGAGGUGUGUGGAUGUCCUUUGGUUCGGAAUGUAUUUGAGGUGACAGGUGACUACUGCAGGGUCUCGAAACGGAAGUGCAACAAGCACUAUAACUGGGAGAAGCUUAGGAGAGCCGAGGUGGAUUUGGAGCGAGUCAGAGUGUGGUACAAGCUGGAUGAGCUCUUCGAGCAAGAGCGAAAUGUUCGAACUGCUAUGACCAACAGGGCUGGUCUGCUCGCUCUAAUGCUGCACCAAACCAUUCAGCAUGACCCCAUAACAACAGAUCUGCGUAGCAACAAGGAUAGGUAGUCUGCACCUAUUUUUUCCCCCACUGUGUAUAUUUAUAAUAAAGUUAGAAAUUUGCAUUGAUUUUUCUAUGAGAUGAAGACUAUAUUAUUCAGAUUUCUCUGUUUUAAUAAAAAAAAAACUUGGUUAACUGGAUUCUGUACUGUAUUUUUUUUAAUAAUAAUGAGGAAAUUGAUAUGUUCGAAUCUUGUGUGUGGUAGACAAAGUAUUGCUGAAUGAUUGCUAAUGACCUUCUCAUGAUUACCCCAAUUGAAUAUUUUACAGGAUUUUUUUAGGGAGUUGUUUCUUAUCUGAUGUGAGGGUCUAAGUACAAGAUGUUGUGUUGUUGUAAAGCCCCCUGAGGCAAAUUUAUAAUGGGCUAUACAAAUAAAAUUGA
Molecule: messenger RNA, 2322 nt
Organism: Lampris incognitus (smalleye Pacific opah)
Lineage: Eukaryota; Metazoa; Chordata; Actinopteri; Lampriformes; Lampridae
Gene: cxxc1b
Product: CXXC finger protein 1b
Exons: 14
Coding region: 237-1949 (570 amino acids)
Biological process (GO): positive regulation of DNA-templated transcription
Cellular component (GO): Set1C/COMPASS complex
Molecular function (GO): DNA binding; zinc ion binding
Source: RefSeq, a predicted model, not a curated record